AUGGUGAAGAAGCUCGAAGCCGUAGAUUCGAGUGGCUGGACACCAUUUGUCGCUGGAGACGAAAAGUGGGUCCUCUACGUCAACCAUACCCAUAAACAUGCGUGGUGCGCUGGCCAUGAAAUGCCGGAUCCUUUCGUGAAAGGUGAAAUCCAUGAGAAGAAGGUCAUACUGAGCGUCUGGUGGGGAGUUCAUGGAAUCUACCGUUUCGAACUGCUGCCGGACAACACGACCGUUACUGCGGAGGCCUACUGCGCUCAACUGCAAAGACUGGCCGACAAGAUCCGCAAGGAGCACCCGAAGCUCGACAACGUUCGCCUGCUGCACGAUAACGCGCGCCCUCACAUCGCGAAGAAGACUUCCCAGGAAAAUCUGGAGCUCAGAUGGGAAGUUCUAUCGCAACCACCGUACAGCCCAGACCUGGCGACUACCACCUCUUCCGAUCGCUUCAGCAUCACCUGGAAGAGAAGCGCUACGAUGGCACCCACGCCAAGAACCACCGUAAAGGACGUCAGCAAGGAUCAACACGACCAGCUGAGUAAGCAAGUGCAAAUAUUCGAAGAGGUGGGCCACACUUUCGCCUACUGGUACAAGAGGUGCGGACCGGUCAUCAGGGAUUCGGUCUUGCUGGAUAGCAAGAAGCGCGAUUUGAUCCUCAUGAAGCUGGACGAAGAUGCAUAUCGCAAAUAUGCUGAUGACAUACUACCGAAACAACCGCACGAAAUCGAUUUCGAGACGACGGUCGCGAAUCUGGAGAAGAAUUUCGCGUCAAGGAAGACGCUGAUUCGAAGACGGUACGAGUGUCUCAGGAUAAACUGCCCGCCGCUGACGGCCAGUUGUGUACCAUUCCGAGACUACGCUAACAUGAUCAAGCGGUUGGACGAAGACGCUCGACUGAAGGAGCUGGACUACACAGCACUGAAGACGCUACAGUUCGUAGCAGGACUUCAGGAUCCGUCGCUUCGUGAAGUUCGUCUGAGAAUGCUCCGUCGACUGGAUACGCACACAGAAGAUGCGCCGUUGACGAUAGAAGACCUCGUUGCUGAUUGUGAGAACUUCACCGCAUUGAAGAUGGACAACACAGACAUGGAAGGAAAUCAUGAUAUCCAUGUCGUGCAGAAAAAGAAUGUGAAGUGCUUCAAUUGUGGAGGACCGAACUACAGAAGCACAUGCCCGCUUCUCUCCUCCAACACUGGGCAGAAGAUGCGACAGAAACCAAGAAGACGAUUCAACCGUCGCAGGAAAAGCCAGUGUAAGAACGUUGUCACCUUCGCCGCUGAGAACGCUCGAACCUACCUCGAUGUCAAUAUCAGGGGACGUUCUCUACGCUUCCAGCUCGACACAGGCGCAGAUAUCACGUUGGUAUCACGUCGAACGUGGAAAAAGCUCGGAUCUCCACCCUUGGAACCCUGUAUCAUGCCAGUCAAAACGGCAGAUGGAUCACCGAUGAAGAUUGAUGGAAGAUUCUCCACAGACUUCUUUGUCAGAGACCGGACAACAGGGAAGAACAUCCUAGGUAAUGGAACUUGUUACGUCACCGAAGGCACGAAUCUGAUAGGACUGGAGUGGUGUAUUCAACUUCCAGCGUACAAGGAGUUGAAAGACAAAUACCACUGCCGAAUGGUGACUAAAGAAGAAGCAAACCGAGAGAAAAUCAUCGCAGACUUGAAGAAGCAAUACGCAAAAGUGUUCAAGUGCGGACUUGGCAGAUGCGUCAAGACUAAGGCGAAGUUGUUGUUGAAGGACAACGCAGUACCUGUUUUCAAGAAAAAGCGACCAGUGCUCUAUGCCUCCGUGCCGGAUUUGGAUGCUGAAGUUGAUCGGCUGGUGGCCGAACAAGUAAUAUCCCCAGUAGAGCAUUCAGAGUGGGUCACGCCUAUCGUUGUAGUCAAGAAGAAAAAUGGGCAAAUCCGCUUGUGCGGAGAUUUCUCGACAGGACUGAACGAUGCGCUGCAGUUGUACCAACACCCGUUGCCCACCGCGGAGGACGUGUUUACGAAGUUGAAUGGAGGACAACUUUUCACGCAAAUCGACUUCGCAGAAGCAUAUCUGCAGGUGGAAGUUAAAGAAGAAUCGAAGGAAAUGCUGAUGAUUAAUACGCACAGGACUGUAUCGCUACAAUCGUCUAUCCUUUGGCGCGAAGUCAGCACCUGGCAUAUUCCAGCAGAUCAUGGAUUCAAUGAUAUGUGGACUGGAAGGCGUUGCUGCCUAUCUAGAUGA
This is a messenger RNA of Necator americanus (New World hookworm), 2217 nucleotides long. RefSeq lists its product as uncharacterized. Gene Ontology annotation, biological process: carnitine biosynthetic process; proteolysis. Lineage: Eukaryota; Metazoa; Nematoda; Chromadorea; Rhabditida; Ancylostomatidae. The record is from RefSeq and is a predicted model, not a curated record. Gene Ontology annotation, cellular component: mitochondrion. Gene Ontology annotation, molecular function: nucleic acid binding; aspartic-type endopeptidase activity; oxidoreductase activity. The transcript is spliced from 3 exons. The coding region runs from base 1 to 2217 and encodes 738 amino acids.